AAAAAAAAUGGCGGGUUAGUCAAUGGCGCAGGAAUGAGUGAGGAUACAGAGCGUUCUCAGACACAGAGUGGAAUAUAUAGUUUAAAAUCUGUUGAUCUACAGUCAGUGACUUUACCAAUUUAAGGGUUCUAUACCUGACUUCAGAAAGAAUUCAAAAUGAGUGGAUUUACCUUCACACCCAAUAAUACCACUGGGGGCUUUUCCUUUACCACUCCAACGCCAAAGACCACGGCAACAACUGCAACUGGUUUUAAUCUAGGGGUCAGCAAUACAGGAGGUUCAUUAGGGGGUCCAUUUCCCUUUGGUACCCCAUCCCAACCACAAACAACUUCACAGGCGUCUGGAGGCCUUUUUCCAUUUUCAACACCUGCAAAUACUGGUGCACCAUCCGGAUUCACUUUUGGUGCUUCGGCUACAAUAACGGCAAACCCAACCCAAGAUGCAGUAGGAAAUGUCUCCUUUGGUGCCAGUGCGCCAAAAAUAAAUCCAUCUCAGACCACAGCAUCCACUGGUCUGAUGCUUAGUAACAGUAUGCCAUCUGCUGGGACCGGAUUUGCCCUUGGAGGAUCAUCUUCUGUACAAGUUACUGCUUCUUCAACUGGUGGAUUAUUUACUUUUGGAAAUGCACCAUCAACACAGCAGCAGCAGCAACCAGUAACUAGUGUAUUUUCUUUGGGAACCAGUAGUAGUUCCCAGCCAAGCAGUGGGUUUUCCUUUGGAGCACCAAAGUUGCAAGCAACUGCAACUACACAAGCAGCACCUGCUGGAACAUUUCCAUUUGGCAACAGCUCUACUCCUGCUAUUGGUCAAACAGGUCUUUCUCUUGGGUCUGUGGCUCCAACUCCAUCUACCAGCACCUCAGCUGCAACAAGUCAAGCGACAGUAUUUUCCUUUGGCAGUAAGCCUGCAGGUAGUACUGCAACUACAGCUUCAUCAAGCACUUCAGCUGGACUUUCCCUUUUCGGAACACCUGCUACAACUUCUACUCCCACACCUGUUCCUGGCUUUACAUUUGGAGCACAAGCCUUAUCUGCUACAACUACUGCUACUACUACUACUACAGCAGCAGGGCUCUCUUUCCUCAAGCCUGUGGGUGCAUCUCCUUCUUCAAGUACAACUACAGCAGUUGUUACAACAACUGGUAGUACACCAGCAUUCUCAUUACCGCUAAAGUCAACAGGAGCAAGUACAAUUGGUACUUUAUCAACCGCAACGACUGCUAUCACAGCAACAACAUCAGCUGUCAGCACUCCUCCUGUCAUGACCUAUGUUCAAUUAGAGAAUCUGAUUAACAAGUGGAGUCUGGAACUUGAAGACCAGGAAAGGCACUUUCUCCAUCAAGCAACUCAGGUCAAUGCCUGGGACCGUAUGCUGAUUGAGAAUGGAGAAAAGAUCACUUCGCUACACAGAGAACUGGAGAAAGUAAAGCUUGAUCAAAGAAGACUGGAUCAGGAGCUGGAUUUCAUUUUGUCCCAGCAGAAGGAGCUGGAAGAUUUACUGAUUCCUUUGGAAGAAUCUGUGAAGGAACAAAAUGGCACAAUUUAUGUUCAGAAUGCAGAUGAAGAAAGGGAGAGAACAUACAAAUUGGCAGAAAACAUUGAUGCACAGCUCAAGAGAAUGUCUCAGGAUCUGAAGGAAAUCAUUGAACAUCUAAAUACAGCCAGUGGGCCUUCUGAUUCCAGUGAUCCACUUCAGCAAAUCUGUAAAAUUCUAAAUGCACAUAUGGAUUCACUCCAGUGGAUUGAUCAAAAUACAGUACUGCUUCAGAGAAGAGUAGAAGAGGUUUCUAAACUUUGUGAAGGUCGGCGCAAGGAGCAAGAAAAAAGCAUGAGGAUAACUUUUGAUUAAAUUUUUUUUAUUCUAUAAUGCUUAGAUGAAUACAGGGAUUUUGUUUAAGUCUGCUCACUUCCAGAAUUAACAGAAUAUAUGGAGUUUCUGGUGUAAUAAUAAAGUAUUCAUGUUUUGCUUAUU
Polypterus senegalus (gray bichir) is the source of this 1971-nucleotide messenger RNA. It is a transcript of the gene nup62l, whose product is annotated as nucleoporin 62 like. The record is from RefSeq and is a predicted model, not a curated record. The coding region runs from base 157 to 1848 and encodes 563 amino acids. Gene Ontology annotation, cellular component: nuclear pore central transport channel; nuclear pore. Gene Ontology annotation, molecular function: structural constituent of nuclear pore; phospholipid binding. Gene Ontology annotation, biological process: protein import into nucleus; RNA export from nucleus. NCBI's taxonomy places the organism in Eukaryota, Metazoa, Chordata, Cladistia, Polypteriformes, Polypteridae. The transcript is spliced from 13 exons.